AACUCUAUUAGACAUAACCUGUCUCUGCACAGCAAGUUCGUUAAAGUCCAUAAUGAAGCCACAGGGAAGAGCUCUUGGUGGAUGCUCAAUCCUGAGGGUGGUAAAAGUGGAAAAGCACCAAGAAGAAGAGCUGCCUCCAUGGACAACAGCAGCAAACUCGCAAAAGUCAGAGGUAAAGCAUCCAAAAAGAAGCCUCCUCUCCAGUCUGCUCCAGAAUCCACUGCUGACAGUCCUGUUUCCCAGUUCCCUAAGUGGCCUGGGAGCCCAUCCUCAAGAAGCAAUGAGGACUCUGAUGUGUGGAACACCUUCCGGCCUCGAACCAGUUCCAAUGCAAGCACCAUUAGUGCCAGACUUUCUCCUAUCUUGACGGAGCAGGAUGACCUGCACGAUGAAGAGCUGCUUCCUUCUCUGGUGUACUCCAGUGCAUCCAGCAAUGUUCCACCAACUGUGACUGAGGAGCUUGAGCUCAUUGAUGGGUUAAAUUUGAUGUCUCCCAGCUCAUCUGUGUUAUCUACCCAGCAGUCUGCCUCAAGUGGUCAGAUCCAGAGAGAUUCCAGCUUUUCCUUGCAGACCCCAAAUGCAGCUGGUCAGACGGCUUCUUUUGGCAAUUCCCUGUUUAACCCGGUUGAUAUCUCGCUGCAAAGUUCUGUCAGCCAUUUUUCUGCCCCUCAGACCUUGGAAGCUCUUCUGACACCCAGCUCUCCACCUCCACGGGAUGUUAUGAUGACUCAGGUGGAUCCAGUUCUCCCGCAGACUGGUAACAGGAUGAGCAGCCGAACUCUUCUGCUUCUCAGUGGACAAGCUGCCCAGACUAAGAUGAGGUCAGGCAAUCCACAAGGAAAGCCAACAGAGCAGCAGGCAGAACCGGUCAAUGCCAGUGUUUUGCCAUCAACGCUUCCCAUACUGGGCAGUCCGCUGCUUCUUUCUUCUGCUAGCCCUGCUCCCUUGGGAUUGAACCAGGACAGGCUACCCAUUGACCUGGACAUUGACAUGUACAUGGAGAACCUUGAAUGUGAUAUGGAUUACAUAAUCAACAGUGAACUCAUGGAUGGAGAAGGACUGGACUUCAAUUUUGAACCCAUUCUGUCUACUCCCAGCUAUCCCAGCACCUCGCAGGCCUCCAACCACACCUGGGUACCAAGUUAA
Tauraco erythrolophus (red-crested turaco) is the source of this 1146-nucleotide messenger RNA. NCBI's taxonomy places the organism in Eukaryota, Metazoa, Chordata, Aves, Musophagiformes, Musophagidae. The record is from RefSeq and is a predicted model, not a curated record.